CAGGGCCCCUUUGCUAUUUUUGUGCCUGGGUCCGCGCGUCACGGUUGGGUAUUUUCUCUGGUGACUAGCUCGCAUCAAUAGAUCUUCUAAUGUACACCCAGUCAGCCAGCAGCUUCAUGACUGAUGGGACUUUGCCUUGCUAAUUUAUUUCAUUAUUGUGACCCAGGCAUGAGGAGAAUGGAGAAACGGAGUAUUCAGUAUGAGGAAUGUCACAUGUGACUGUCGAUAUGGGACAGGGACUAUCCAAAUGCCAGAUGACCCUUCCCUACAAUCAAAUCGCAUGUACAUUGCAGUUACAUAGCAGAUAUUGCCCUUGAAAAUCAAUCCCAAAGAAAGUGACGUUGGAUUCAUGGAGUCACUUGAAACUACUGCAGGGGUGAAAAGCUCCACAGAGGGUCAAGACAGUAAUGUUGCACAGAAAAAAUGCACACCAGAGGCUGUACAGACUAGGAGGAGUCCAUCGGUCGAGCUGGAAGGAAAAGGGUGGCACCAACAACUGCAAGAAGCUCCGAGCAGAGACACGUGUGGUUUCAAAGAAAUGUCUGACUCAGGGAAAUCUCUACAAUUAGAAGAUCAGCACUCCCAAUCCCAGUCCACAAGCCACUCAGAGUAUGAGGUGUCUUCAUAUCCAGUGCAGGCCACAAAACAAUUUCUCAUAGGUAAACAGAAAGCUGUAGGUCAGUUAGUCCCUGCACAGUCCCCAGGGCCUGCAUCUCACAGGAAGUCCUCAAGUUCACUUGAAGUCCAACAACAGUGUUCCCAUUCAGGGAUGGAUCAGCUGUCAGACAAAGUGGAACCUGUGUGUAAGGUGGAACAGAAACCACAAAAGCCUGGGAAGUAUGUUUGUGAUUACUGUGGUAGGGCAUGUGCCAAACCCAGUGUGCUUAAGAAACAUAUUCGUUCGCACACCGGGGAACGGCCCUAUCCUUGUGUCCCCUGCGGAUUCUCCUUCAAAACCAAGAGUAAUUUAUACAAACACAGAAAGUCCCACGCUCACUUGGUCAAAGCUGGAACCGUGCCAUUCUCUGAACUAGGUACUUAUAAUGCCAAUGCAGACCAGGGGUCUUUUGAAGGGGAAGGAGAGUUAUUCUCUGAUGCUGAGCAAAGCACGGACACGGACGAGGACACUCUUAACGACCCACUGCUGCUGCUGGACUCUCCAGUGGAGGGAUCAGAUAACACCGCUGUAAAAGUACUGAAUCUCAUUGCUCAGAAAAAGGGAGCCACUUCCAUGUCAGCUCAGGAUGGUUCAUCCCAGGCCCAAGAAAUCAAUGCACCUUCUGCCAGUGCUGAGGCUAACCGUGCAAUUCAAUCUUGCACAAUCAAACAGAGGCUUGCACUUCGCCUGUCUGAAAAAAGAAGCAGCGACUCUGACCACAAUCUGUCCCUUCCAAGUCAGUCGAGCAAGGGCAGCACGGACUCUGGAUACUUCUCGCGCUCCGAGAGUGCCGAGCACCAGACUGGUCCUCCGAAUACCAAUGCAAAGUCCUAUCAAGAAAUCAUGUUUGGAAAGUGUUACAAGCCAAGCCCUAAACAGAUGACAGCUUUUGUGGCCUGCAGCACAGACUCAAGUGCAUAUAUUAGGAAACACACAGAAAAAGGUGUUUCCCGUGUUUUCACCCAGGAGAAGGACACUGUUGACUCAAUCAAAAUAAACACAAAGUCAUUCGCACAGGAGGAAGUGAAAGAACCGCAGUUAGACCCUGGCUCUGAUGUGGGCCCUCUGAUCAGGAGCAACUCAAUGCCAACGUCCUCAGCAGUUUGUCUGACUACGCCUCAAGCCCUCAGGGGCAGCCAUUCGUUUGAUGAGAGAACAAGCACCGGGGGCAUGAGGAGACUCAGGCGGCAAGCUGCUUUCGAACUCACUGCACACGAUGCGCACGCAGACUCUGACAGCCAUGGAAAGAUGAGCGAGUGCGGCAGUUCACCCUCAGGAAUGGAAAUGGAAAAUUAUCCCUCUAUGGCAUCUUAUAUGAGCCACCAGAGACAUGCAAUGGAACUGGCAACGCGAAAGCGUCGGAAAGAGAAGCGGGAAGAGGAGGAUUUGCCCUGUCAGUAUGAGGGUCAACAUGAACUGUGUGAUGACAUGUUUGAUUCAACUAAGGAUUAUGACACAAAACAAGCUGCAAUGGGCAUUAUUGCUUUAGGGAAAGGACAUUUGGGUAUGCUUGACAGGUGUGACAUGGACAUAUCAGUGAGCCCUGAAAUAUCUGCUCGAAAAACCUUAGGGAAUGUAAUUUCAGUUAUUCAGCACACAAACUCCAUAAACAGGCCUCACUGUGAACAGUCAGAAUCCUAUAAGUAUCAUGGGCAAAGGCAGGAAAGUAUUUCUACACUUCAAGCUAUGGAGGCGAGUGAAUCAUAUGAGAUGGAACGAAGUGAUAGUAGACGACGGCAAUCGUUUCAAAUGGUCCCCAAACUGGUACGACAGCCCAACAUACAGGUCCCAGAGAUCAGGGUCACUGUAGAGCCUGACAGUCCAGAAAAAGUUCCAGAGGUGCAGGUGAAGGAGCCAGAGAAGCACGUGGAGGAGUUUCAGUGGCCUCAAAGGAGUGAAACUUUAGCACAAUUCCCUCCAGAAAAACUCCCUCCAAAGAAGAAACGGCUCCGCCUAGCUGAUAUUGAGCACUCUUCUGGUGAGUCUAGUUUUGAGUCUGCCUGCACCAGUCUCUCCCGCAGUCCGAGCCAAGACAGCAACUUGUCUUAUAGCUCCACCUUCUCCUUUGACAGGGAGGAAAGCUUGAAGUCAGUCUCUCCUGCAAGACAAGAUGAAUUUGGCAAACCACUCGAGCUCUUAGCUGUGCCAGGGAGUGGGCACUCCCUCUCUGUGCUCACCCAGCGUCAACAACAUGAAAUGAGACGAUCCUCCUCAGAGCAGGCGCCGUGUAACUUGCGCAAGGAGUUCCCAGAGGUACGCAGCAUAUCAUUUGACUAUGGCAGUCUUUCUUCAACAUCCAAAGUUAGACACGUGGACAUCAGUGCCGCCCACUCCGCUCUGAAGGAGAGAAGGAGGGGAAACUUGGUGCGACAGGAGUCACUGAAUAUGGACACCGAAGUAACACAAGUCCCAUCACAAGUGUUAGCACAGUAUCACAGCAGCACCCCCCCUCCAUUCACAGCACUCGCUGCUCUGCCACAGACUUUGCCAAUAUUCUCCACUGGGAAUACAUUUCCCCAGCUGUCACAUCCAAGCCUGCUAGUUCCAGUAAGAAUACAAACCCAUGUGCCAUCCUAUGGCAGUAUCACAUACACCUCAGUAUCCCAGGUUUUUGACAAUCAGUAUGAAGGGGUCGGCUCUGUUACAGUCACCUCGAAACAUCAGACUUUGCGCUUGUCCGGAAAUCUUGACUCUCACAAUGGACUAGCUUACACCAGAACAUCGCCGCACUCGCUCAGUGUCGAAGCCCUCGAUUUGUCGUCGACCAAGCUCAAGACAGGCAUCCCUCUCUCUCUGACUUCUAGAACUAUCUCGACCACUAAUGCGUCCAGUGGUGGUGCGAACAAGCGGAUGCUAUCCCCUGCUAGCAGCCUCGACCUUUUCAUAGAAGUCAAGCAACAAAAACGUGUGAAAGAGGAGCGAAUGUUUGGGCAGAUAGUAAAGGAGCUGAGUGCUGUGGAGCUGGGGAAAUGUAAUUUGAGUGACCAGAAGGGGCACAGGUCAGAGAUGCAGGGUGCAUCUACACUGGACUCACAUCGGAGUACAUUUAUCACACUUCCGCAAAAAGUGACAGAGGCCACUGACCUCAGUGGUGAGUCAGCUAUGGAAAGUAGCUCCCAGGAAACCAUCUCUCCUCCCUAUUCUAUGAUAUCAGUGAGAGAUGUGAGAGAUGUUGGCAUGGAUAAAGAAGUGAAGAUGGAUGUGACGGCACAGCUGGUUACCAGUCAAGACAUCCUGAUCUCAGACACUGAGCAUUCGCGGGUGUUAUCUCAGUUUCCAAGUCUUCGCACAACGACAGGUGUGAGCUGGUGUUACCUCAACUACACUAAGCCGAGCUGCUCUCACAGCAAUUCUCCUUUAUUCUCCGUUUACGCCACCUGGUGUGUGAGUUCCCACAACCCAAACCCUCUUGAGCUGAGCACCAGCGCCGCUCUGGCUCUGCUGCGGUCCAAAAACAGGGCUGACAAGGUGAUAUACACGGUGGCGGCCAUGUGUCAGUCUGGCACAGGGAAACUGGUUUCAUCCCUCAUCUUGUGGAGGCAGACCAUGGAACAGCUGCAGAGGAAACCGGAGCCCAAAGAGGUGGACAUCACCUACGGGAAGAAGGUGAAAGAUAUUGGCAGCAAAGUGAAAACUGCCAAGGAGGAGUGGAAGGAGAGGGAGGCAUCCACAACACAAACCGUGCCAACUCGCAUUAAGAUCUUCGAGGGAGGGUACAAGUCCAAUGAAGACUAUGUGUAUGUGAGAGGUCGGGGCCGUGGUAAAUACAUUUGCGAGGAGUGUGGCAUUCGCUGUAAGAAGCCGAGCAUGCUGAAAAAACACAUCCGGACCCACACAGACGUGCGACCGUACAUCUGCAGAGUUUGCAACUUCGCUUUUAAAACUAAAGGAAACCUGACUAAACACAUGAAGUCAAAGGCACACAUGAAGAAAUGUCUUGAGUUGGGAGUGUCAGUGACGAUGGAUGAGACAGAGAUGCAGGAACAUGUUGACGAUAUCCAACAAGAGACAAAGACAGAGGUGACGGUCUCAACCAAACAUCAGUUCUCCGAUGCAGAGGAGUCUGACGGAAUGGACGAAGAAGCAGACGAAAUCGACGAGGACGAUGAUGAGGAGGAUGACUAUGAAGGUGACUCCACUCCAAAGUUGCGCUCAAGAAGCACAAGUCCUCAGUCCUGUGGGGUGACUUCUCUGUCAGUCACAGCCACUGCUGUCAUUCACGGCUGCUCCCUCACGUCUCUGCCUGGCACCGACCUCGGCCAACAUCCAUCAGGCAGGAAGACGGGCUCAGACCAUCGACCUGUUCUCGCCACUGACCAGAGAGAGAAGUCUGUAGAUGAAGACUCUUUGACCAUGCUUUCUCCGGACCAGGCCAGCUUCCUGUUUGACCCUUACUCCUCUUGCCUGCUCUCUCCCGGCUGGGAAUCUCCCAUUAGGGAGCCGUCCCCUUCACGUCUGCGUUAUCCAUCUCCGAGACGUGAGCUCUCCCCACGGGGUCGCUCCUCUCCCAGGUGGGACACCUCACCACUGAGGCCCAGCUCACCCAGCUUCUCGCCCAUUCAGCACCUCUCCCCGGGCUCAAUCGAGCGACCCAUGUCUCCUGGAUCAGAACUGGCUGGGAAACGAGAAUCCUCAGUCAGGGGCCGGCAGAGGGUUGUGCUGAGAGCAGUUUCACCGCGCAGAGGCUCGCACCAACACAAAGGCAGCGGUGAUAAGACCAGACAUCAAGCAAAGAUGGAGAUGGCUCAACAACAAGGGGCCUUUGAAAUGGAAAUGGAUCAAAGGAGCAGCUUGGCUUCAACUUUGCCUGGUGCUGCCAAUUCUCAUCACCAGAACAUCCUCAGCCACCUCCCUCUGCACUCCCAGCAGCAGGCCCAGAGUUUGCUCCCUGUUGUUCCCAUCGGAGCGCUCCAGAUGUUGCACUCCCCACCCUCCUCCAACACUGAUGUCAACCCCUCCUCGGCACCGAGCCCUCAGAGCAGCGAGGGCCAGCGCUGCAGCAGCAGAGAGGGAUCUGUCCACGAGGCUGAGGCGGGAGGAGAGGACAUGAGAGGUCAGAGCCAGAUGUCUUCUCAGGAGAAAAGCCUCAACUUUGGCGGCAGGGACAACAGACAGGAGGAGAGCGUGCAAACGUGUCUGAAAGCCAUCGCCUCGCUGAAGAUCACCACAGAAGACCCUCAUUAAGAACCUGUGUUUCUGGUUCCAUGGUCUAAUCCGCGAUCGGAAAGCCCUCCUGCUACACCUGCAAACUUAUCGUGCUCAGCCCUUUAUGCACAUAACCUCAUCUUGAUCCCAUUAGAGGCAAUAUAAUAACACUUCCUCUGGUCGUGCACAUACCCCACACAGCUCCUUUAAGAUCUGAGUGGAGAUCAAGCCUUUGCAGUGACGAGCAGAACCGUCCAGUCCUAUGUGGGCUUCUCUUUGGAGACUCUUUGAAGAAACUGGAUGAGCAGCAAGAUGGUUUUGCAAGUUGGAGAAUCAUUAUUGGGUGCUGGUGCAAUAUGGAAAGAUAUAAUGCUAAUAUGCCUUUGGUUGAUAUAGUUGUUUGCGUACAAUUGCACAUAAAUUAUAUUUAUGGAUUCUGUACAAAUGUCCUUAACAUUAUACUCCUUCUUAGAUGCAUUAAACCGUGUAUUUUACUGUAUGUGUACUUUGAACAAUAGACUGUUUAAUGUAAUCAUAUCAAGGUGUGAUGCAGUAGUGCAGUAAAUAAAGACUAUUUAUAAGGAAAAGUAUGGGAAAAGUAUGUGUAUUAUGAAACAGUCUGACCAAAUUUUACGUAGACGCUUAAUGUGCAGUUUGGUGCUUCUAAUCAAGCGGCAAGGGUCUGUGCCUUUUUUGCUUUUCAUCAUUUUCUUUAUCAGAGAGUUGCUGAGUAAGGAAAACGGUCGAGGUACUACUUUAUUUAGUCGGCGCUGUCGGAGAGAGAUCGCUCGAGGGAGAGCUCUUUCUUUUUUGCUCUGUCCGUUCGUGCUGACAGACGAAUGCAGCUUGAUUCAUGUGAAACAAUCUUAACACUAAAAUAUUUCUUAUGUUGCAUUUUUUCUUAAUGUUGUGAUUUUUAUCUUGGUAAAAACGCAUGGUAUUUGCUAUUGCACAAAAAUAGAGGACGUUAUUAUGUAAUUAUGAAUACUGUAAGAUGUAUUUAUAUAUUAGAACGUAAGCACUUAAUGAUACUGGUAAAUAUUUGACUACUAUUUAUAUGGUAUAUCUGUACUUAUGCAGCAGUGAUGCAGUUAUGCAGUGAGCCACGUUGGCAUUGCUUUUGAUCUCACGUCUUUGCUUUGAUUAAACAGACGGCUUUUUUCUCUCUUCUUCUAUGACCAUAAGCAUUUUAUGAGUUUUGAUGAUGCACUUUUCAUUCUUUCAUCUUUGACGUUGAACCGACGGUCGGUCGGUAAAAAACGGCGAGUAAAACGUGUCACGUUCUCGUGUGGUUUUGAAAACAUUCCAGUUGUUUUUUUGUUUUUGUUUUUUUCCCCUUCUUCUAUUUCGUUCAUUUCUCAUUGUGCGAAAGACGUUGCACACAAAUUCAAGGGGCUACGAUGACGAGUGAAUCCCGUUUUUUCUCGCAUUUCAAGUGUAACUGGAUAAAUCGAUAUCACUUACUGUAACUAAAGUAAUGACGUUAACAUCGUGAGUUGGUUGAAAUAUUACUGUGCUUCUUCAGCUCAAAAUGUAAAAGUAAUCAUUCACCAAAUGCAUUACUUCUUCUCUGUAUAUAUACCUGUAUUUUUAUGAUUUAAACUAUUUUUGCAGUGUUGAAUUCUGAAAACUUUUUAUGUGGAUUGUUUAUAUCUCUUUAAGAGGUACAAUGUCUGCAGUUAUAUAUGUGUGUAUAUACAUAUAUAUAUAUAUACAUAUAUAUGAAUAUAUCAGAGGUUAAAUGAGGGCAAAAAUAGCACAGUGUUGAUUGCGAACACCGUGUGUGUCAUCUUUAAAAAAGAGAAAAUCUUCAAGCGGUAUUAUUAUGUUACCAGUUUAAGAAUGGAUUUCAAAAUCUGGAAAAAAAAAAACACUUUGUUCACUCAUGUUUACAUAAAAAAAAAUUUACAAGGUGCACUGCUUUAAUUUUGUGUUUUCCCUUUCUAAAGAUGUAUGUAGCUUUGAGUUCAUGGUUAUGUAUGUUUAUUUGUUGUGGUAAUGGUGCAGAAUGCUCAUAAAAAUGUGAAGGGAAAACAAAGCCUUUUCUUUGCCGUUGCAUACAGAUGUACUCAGAUUGUGUUUGUGUUUUGUUUUUAUUGUGUAUUCAUAUUUACUGAACUGCAUUGUGCCUCUCAUGUCUAUGGAAUUCCCUGUAAAACACACAGAGGACAAAUCAUUUUUACCUCUCAGCUAAGAAUUUGUUUGUUUUUUUUUGAGGUAAAAAUCCUCAGUAGCCAAUCCAUUGUUUAGCUACUUGCAUCAAAAGUGGUUAGUCAGGACGGAGUGCCUCUUUUAUGCUAUGGGGAAUUUAUUGUUUGGUGCUCUACUUUUACAGAUUAAAUUUAAAAAAAAAAAAAUUGUUUUAAAGAAUAUACUUCUAACCCAAGGACGUGUGUUGGAGCCUUUUUCAUGUUUUUAUGGCAUCUAUGCUUCUCCUCCUGCACAAUUCACUGUUGUUCAAAUCAUAGACUGCAUAUAAGAGUGAAAGUCUUCUGGUUGCUAAGCAAACUCCUCAAGAAUUGCGGGUUUGACCAGCGACGCGACAGUUUUAGCAACCACAGGUUCUCAGUAACCAUGCACCUAAAGAACCAGCGAUUCCCAAACACUGGGUCGAGACCCACACAUGGGAGAGUUUUUUGGGGUCCCCAAACCGAUUUGUAGUGUUUUCCUAACCCUUAAGUUAAGAUUUAUGUGUAUAUGUUUUAAUUAACAUGCAUUAAAUAAAGUUUAAAGUAA
Molecule: messenger RNA, 8539 nt
Organism: Solea solea (common sole)
Lineage: Eukaryota; Metazoa; Chordata; Actinopteri; Pleuronectiformes; Soleidae
Gene: hivep2b
Product: HIVEP zinc finger 2b
Exons: 7
Coding region: 350-5842 (1830 amino acids)
Biological process (GO): regulation of transcription by RNA polymerase II
Cellular component (GO): nucleus
Molecular function (GO): RNA polymerase II cis-regulatory region sequence-specific DNA binding; DNA-binding transcription factor activity, RNA polymerase II-specific
Source: RefSeq, a predicted model, not a curated record